Cryptococcus wingfieldii CBS 7118 is the source of this 228-nucleotide messenger RNA. RefSeq lists its product as hypothetical. Bases 1 to 228 code for a protein of 75 amino acids. The record is from RefSeq and is a predicted model, not a curated record. The transcript has 2 exons. Lineage: Eukaryota; Fungi; Basidiomycota; Tremellomycetes; Tremellales; Cryptococcaceae. Gene Ontology annotation, cellular component: cytoplasm.
AUGUUCGGAUUCGGUCGUCUGGGACACAUCGCCUUUGAUCUGGUGAUCAUCUCCGCCCUGCUUGCCGGUGUCAAGAAGUCCACUGGAUAUACCCUCAAAAUGACCCUCUUCACCGACUCUGCCCUGAGAUCUUUCAUGGACUCGUAUCUCGCUAUGGGUGAAACCAUCUUUGGCAUGUUCAGCGGGUAUGCUGUCAACUCGAGGUACUUUAAGAGGGAGAUUGAGUAA